Synchytrium microbalum is the source of this 3066-nucleotide messenger RNA. RefSeq lists its product as uncharacterized. The record is from RefSeq and is a predicted model, not a curated record. NCBI's taxonomy places the organism in Eukaryota, Fungi, Chytridiomycota, Chytridiomycetes, Synchytriales, Synchytriaceae. The transcript has 15 exons. The coding region runs from base 1 to 3066 and encodes 1021 amino acids.
AUGUCUAGAAAACUGUCUAGAUUCAAGCGAGGACCAUUAACGCUCGCAGAUGUGGGACACUCUUCAACGUCCCUAUCUUCAUUAUCAUCACUCCACGGGUCGACGAAUGCAUUGGCAGCACCUUCAAAUGGCACUACAAACCAAUUCAAUGGAAAGGGAGUCGCUGCAGCCCCCGAAACUGUAUAUAAGAUGAGCAAGAAAAUAGCUCAAUUGACACGUGUAGUGUAUUACCUGAAUACCAAGCAUGAAGAUCAUCAAGUUGAAUUGGAUGGACUUAGGGAGGCUUAUGAGGAAGAGUGCUCAAGAAUAAUCCAAGAUGCAAAAUCAAAGAUAACGGCUUUAGAUUCUGCUCGUCUAGCUGGCGAAGCUGAAAUCAACGCUACGAAAACUGAAUUAGAUAUAUACAGGGAAUCCGAAUCUAUGGUCAAAACACAAUUAGCAGAGGCUAUGAACACUGUUGACAAAUUGCAACAUGAUUUGAAGAUGCAAUCAGAUCGAUUUGGAGCUUCACAAGCCGACAUCAACAAGGCUGGUCAAGAGGCUGCUCAUUUACGAGCUGAAUUUGAGAACACGCUUCAGGCUUUAGAAGAAUCUCAUAAGGCUAGUGUAGCUGGAUUGACGAAACGAUACGAGGAGGAGCUCAAGAGUGUUAGGAAGGAUCGGGAUAGAAUAGAUAAAGAGGGAAAAGCUGAAAAGGAAUCUAUGAAGCGGAAGUAUGAAACGGAUCUCUCUUCGAAGGACGAAGAGAUUGAACGGCUACGGAAGGCAGCUGCUUCCAGCCAAAUAGCGUUUGAGCAAGCAGAGCAGCUUCGAAUCGCCGAGGCUGAAAAGAAAUUAGAAGAAGCUGUUGACGUUGAACGGCAGCGGAUUGCCGAUAGAGAGUUUACGAUAAAGAAACUCAAUCUCACUUGCGAAGAAUACCAGAAAAAAGUGAAUGAACGAGAUACGCAAAUAUCGAAUCUUAAGCUGGAUAUCAAGCAGCAACAAACAGAGCUUUCAGCUGCAUUAGCUAAAGCUGAACGUGCUCAAGCUGAUGUAGAAGCAGCUGAUAUACGAGUCAGAGCGGCUGAUGAGCGCGAAGAAAACAUUAAAAGGGAGCUAGCGAGAACUGGUGAUCUAGCCACCGAGCUCUCGAAUGCUCAUGAAGCACAUCGGCAAGCAUGCGUUGAUGCUGACAAGUACAUGAAGGACUUGGUUGUGGCAUCUAGAUCUGUGACGGAAUUGAAGGAAAAGAUAAAGUCGUUAGAGAGUAGUAAAUCCAGUUUAGAAAAGAAGCUCAAGGAGGCAGCAGAGACGUUAAAAAUGACAGUACAAACACAUGAAGAGAAUGCCAAGAAGGCUCUCUCAUCGCAAAAGGCAGAUUUAGUAUCAAAUGCCGAAUUCGAAUCUCAGAAGCGGAUUCAUGAACUUCAGGACGAGCAUCGACUUGCCAUAGAUUCCAAGAUCAGGGACAUUAAAGAACUAAAAGUAGCUCUCCAAACCAAAACUAUCGCUUACGAAACCCUCGAGUCCGAGUACGAAGACACUCGUCGUAAACUUUCCUCCAAAAUCGACUCUGUCGAAUCUUCACGAGGUGUCUUGUCGUCAAGGCUAGCAAGUACGCAAAAGGAACUGGACGCUGCGAGGAAUGAGAUUGAUUUACGGAUGUCUGAGAUCAAGAAGCUGGAAGUGCAGGUCAAGACGAUACAAGAGGAGCAAGCCACUGCUGCAGCAAGAAUGGCCACCAUGGCAAGCAAGAUUGGGUCUAGAAUGAGGGAUGAGUUUAAGAAGGAGAAAGAGGGGAUUGAGCAUCAUUGGUCCAAGAAAGUAAAGGACCAAAUGAACGAGCUCCGAACAAACCUCACCUCGCAAUCCAGCCUCGAGCUCACAUCGACCCUCUCUCAAGUCGAGCGAGACCACAACGAGGAAAUAGAACGUCUCCAAACAUCUCACGAAACCGAACGCAAAUCAUGGGCAUCCCAGAAGAGCAUGCUGGAACGAAGGUUAUUGGAAGUCGCAACGACCUUAUCAGAGCUAGAAAUCAAGACAGAGAGUGUUGCUAAACAGCAUCAAGACGCUAUGCAACGACUUGUUAUGCGGAAUGACGAACGAAUGAGAAACGUCAAGGACAGUUGGGAUCAAGAAUGGCAGUUACGUGAGCAGGAAGCUAAGAAGGAGGCUGAGAAGCUUGUGUGUCAAGCUGAUGAGCGUGCUGCUAUACAUUUGAAGGAGGUGGAAGGGAGGUGGGCUGUGCUGAUUGAGAAUAUGACGGGGCUUCGUGAUCAGAUGAGAGAGAAAUACGAGCAGGAAGUCGAAAAGACAAACAGUCUUGAAUCGGCCUAUACAUCCCUCCAAGAAUCUCAAGCUCACGAAUUGCUAAAACAAGCGGCCGAAUACGAAGUCAAGAUAACAGAAGCUGUUCAAGUAGCAAGACUAGAAUGCGACUCGGUAGCCAAGAUUGUGGCUGAAGAACACAAGGAGAUUAUAAAUCGAAAAGUGCAAGAUGUUAUUCGUCUUGUGAGGGAGGUUGAUGCUCAUUUGGCUACAGCAGCAGAUCUGAAAUCCAAAAUAAAGGAUUUGCAAGUGCUGGAGGAUCACAAGAAGGCUCUAAAAGACCUCCAAAACGAUCUGGAAGUACGACACGCCGUUCGUACCGAAGUCGUCAACAAUGAUCAUCUGGGAGAAACCCAACGAAUGUUGAAAGAUUUCGAUAUGGCUCAAAAUUUCCUUAAGAGGCAGAUUGCGAGUCUUGAGAAAAGAUUACAAGAAGCAGACAUCAAAUACCAAAACCGUGAACCACGCGAAAUGGACAUUCAAAGAAUAUCAGACCUCGAAGUUGAAGUCGAGAAGAAAAAGAGGAGGAUAAUGGCUCUGGAAGGGGAGCUUGAGUACUGUAAGCUCGAGUUACUGAAUCGAGAAGUUAAUUACAACAAGGUGUUUGGAACUACGACGAGGACGGGUGUUCUCGGGUCGUUUGAUAGCAAGAAUUCAUCCAAGAGCAAGCCAUUCUUCAAGUCUGAAACAAGUCUUUCAAAACUCCCACCACUACCAAAUCCACCACUGGCACCAGCAGCAAAUCCUUCUUAA